AUGUCUGUUGUCGGUAUUGAUUUUGGUGCGCAGAGCACCAAGAUCGGUGUUGCCAGGAACAAGGGUAUAGAUAUUAUCACCAAUGAGGUUUCCAACCGACAGACUCCUUCCCUGGUCGGAUUCAGCGCCCGCAGCAGAGCCAUCGGCGAGGCCGCCAAGACACAAGAGACUUCGAACUUGAAGAACACCAUCGGCUCUCUCAAGCGCCUGAUCGGUCGUUCUUUCAACGACCCCGAUGUCCAGCUCGAGCAGCAGUUCAACUCCUCCAGCAUCUGUGAUGUCAAUGGAUUGGCCGGUGUCGAGGUCAACUACCUGGGCAAGAAGGAGAAGUUCACCGCGACCCAGCUGGUUGCCAUGUACUUGACCAAGAUCAAGGAUAUCACCUCCAAGGAACUGAAACUCCCUGUCUCCGAUGUGACUGUCAGCGUUCCCGCCUGGUUCAGCGAUGUUCAACGCCGGGCCAUGAUCGAUGCCGGUGAGAUCGCCGGGCUCAAUGUCCUCCGCCUGGUCAACGACACCACCGCCACCGCUCUGGGUUACGGUAUCACCAAGCUUGACCUGCCCGGUCCCGAAGAGAAGCCCCGCCGGGUCCUCUUCGUCGACAUUGGUUACAGUGACUACACUGCUACCAUUGUCGAGUUCCGCAAGGGUGAGCUGAACGUCAAGGCCACCGCCUACGACCGUCACUUCGGUGGCCGUAACUUCGACCAGGCUCUGACUGAGCGCUUCGCCGAUGAGUUCAAGGAGAAGUACAAGAUCGACAUCCGCACCCACCCCAAGGCCUGGUCCCGUACCCUGGCUGCCGCCGAGAAGCUCAAGAAGGUCCUGUCGGCCAAUCCCCAGGCACCCCUGAGCAUCGAGUCCCUGAUGGAGGACACCGAUGUUCGUGCCAUGGUCAAGCGUGAGGAGCUGGAGGAGAUGGUCCGCCCUCUCCUGGAGCGCCUUACCGUCCCUCUGGAGCAGGCUCUCGCGGAGGCCAAGCUCAAGGUCGAGGACAUUGACCACAUUGAGAUGGUUGGUGGCUCGACUCGUGUCCCCUCUAUCAAGGAGACCAUCAGCAAGUUCUUCGGCAAGCCCCUGUCCUUCACUCUCAACCAGGAUGAGGCCAUUGCCCGUGGCUGCGCUUUCUGCUGCGCCACCCUCUCUCCCGUGUUCCGCGUCCGUGACUUCGCUAUUCACGACAUCGUGAACUACCCCAUCGACUUCACCUGGGAGCAGUCCCCCGACAUCCCUGAUGAGGACACCAGCCUCACUGUCUUCAGCCGUGGCAACGUCAUGCCCUCGACCAAGAUCCUCACUUUCUACCGCAAGCAGCCCUUCGAUCUCGAGGCUCGCUACUCUAAGCCCGACCAGCUACCCGGCAAGAUUAACCCCUGGAUUGGCCGUUUCUCUGUCAAGGGCGUCAAGGCCGAUGCCAACGACGACUUCAUGAUCUGCAAGCUCAAGGCCCGUCUGAACUUGCACGGUAUCCUGAACGUCGAGUCCGGCUACUACGUUGAGGACGUGGAGGUUGAGGAGCCGGUCCCCGAGGAGGGCGAGAAGGAGGGCGAUGCUAUGGACACCAACGGUGACGAGCAGCCCAAGAAGACCCGUAAGGUCAAGAAGCAGGUUCGCAAGGGCGAUCUGGCCAUUGUCUCGGGCACCGGCGGCGUCGACCAGGCCACCAAGGAGGCCUGGACCGAGCGUGAGAACGCCAUGUACAUGGAGGAUAAGCUGGUUGCCGAGACCGACGAGAAGAAGAACGAGCUUGAGGCUUCCAUCUACGAACUCCGUGACAAGAUCGACGGUGUCUACUCCGAGUUCGCCAGCGAUGACGAGAAGGACAAGCUGCGGGCCAAGCUGACUGACAUCGAGGACUGGCUGUACGAGGAGGGUGAGGAUACCACCAAGUCUGUCUACGUCGCGAAGAUGGACGAGAUCCGCUUCAUCUCCGGCCCCAUCAUCCAGCGCUACAAGGAGAAGGUCGAGGAAGAGCGUGCCGCCGUCCUGAAGGCCGAGGAGGAGGCUGCCGCCAAGAAGCGCGCCGAGCUGGAGGCCAUGAAGAAGGCUGCCGAGGACCUCAAGAAGGCUGAGGAGGAGGCGAAGAAGAAGGCCGCCGAGGCCGAUGCGGAGAUGCAGGACGCCCCCGCCGAGGGUGAGGCUGCCCCGGCCGAGGGCGAGCAGAAGCAGUAG
Penicillium canariense is the source of this 2172-nucleotide messenger RNA. RefSeq names its product Hsp70 chaperone Hsp88 (gene hsp88). The transcript is spliced from 5 exons. The coding region runs from base 1 to 2172 and encodes 723 amino acids. Lineage: Eukaryota; Fungi; Ascomycota; Eurotiomycetes; Eurotiales; Aspergillaceae. The record is from RefSeq and is a predicted model, not a curated record. Gene Ontology annotation, molecular function: ATP binding; ATP-dependent protein folding chaperone. Gene Ontology annotation, biological process: protein folding. Gene Ontology annotation, cellular component: nucleus; cytosol.